GUUCUAGUGAUAUAAUUAGUGUCCAGCCCACCGAUUCACAGACUCCUCAGUGAGUGAUCAAGCUAAAGGCGGCAUUCAGCCUCAAACCCAGAUGCUCUUCCAGAGACAUGCUCACUCUCAAUUUCGUCGUUAAUACAGCGGUACAAGAAACAAACACUGAAACCACGUCGGCAACCCCAUCUGCUCCAUCCACUAUAUUUAGCUCUCCUACCGCAAGAAGUAUCGUCCCGAUACCAAGCGACACUCCAGAACCGUCAUCCUCACCAUUAGCGAGCACAUCCAAUCGCACUGCCAUCAUUGCCGGAAGCGUAUGUGGCUCUCUGGGGCUAGUCGCGAUCAUGACGGGCAUAAGCAUUUGUUUAUAUCGAAGGAGAGACGCCGCCUCGAAUGAGGCAUUCCCAGAUCAGCAACCGUAUUAUACUACCACUGCGCAGCCAUAUACCAUCACAACGACACCGACAUCGACAAUGAUGCCAUCCAAAAUAUCCGCAUCAGAGGUCCCUCGUGACGCAGCGCUGACGGUACGCCAAGCGAUGUUACGCGACCGAGCGGAGGGAUUACAGGCGCAGGUGGCGAUUUUGCGGCAGAACAAGACUGAGGGUCGGCUGAUGGAGGAGAACGAGCGGCAAAGGCAGCAGAUUGCGAGUCUGGAGAGACAGAUGACGUAUUUGAUGGAGCAGCAGAGGUCGGCGUGGGCUCUGGGGUAUACUAAUGAGCCUCCGCCGUCGUAUAUGUCAGGUUCAAGUAAUGGGAUUUCGUGAGGGAUGAUGGGAAUUGGAUUUCGAUGGGAUGGGAGGUUUCAUUAAUUCGAGCGGUACUGCGUAGUGUCUCCAUGCUCACUGGAACAAUGUAGUUAUAUCAAUGAGAAACAGUGUUUUCAUCGCCGACGAAUAUGGGA
Guyanagaster necrorhizus is the source of this 898-nucleotide messenger RNA. RefSeq lists its product as uncharacterized. The transcript is spliced from 5 exons. The record is from RefSeq and is a predicted model, not a curated record. Bases 108 to 761 code for a protein of 217 amino acids. Lineage: Eukaryota; Fungi; Basidiomycota; Agaricomycetes; Agaricales; Physalacriaceae.